Messenger RNA from Drosophila willistoni, 5127 nucleotides. It is a transcript of the gene Cadps, whose product is annotated as calcium-dependent secretion activator. The transcript is spliced from 24 exons. The coding region runs from base 177 to 5012 and encodes 1611 amino acids. NCBI's taxonomy places the organism in Eukaryota, Metazoa, Arthropoda, Insecta, Diptera, Drosophilidae. The record is from RefSeq and is a predicted model, not a curated record. Gene Ontology annotation, biological process: dense core granule exocytosis; synaptic vesicle exocytosis.
ACCGUCGGCAUAACCGAAACCGUUUCCGUGACAUAACGGGACAGCCUUGGGUCAAUAAAAUAAUCGUGGUGUCAUGUAUUUCUUCCUGUCUGGCCACUCUGGUUUUUAGUUUACUGAUUACCUGUUUGUCUGUGUCGUUAACGUUUGAUUCUGAUUGAGACAAAUAUCCGUCAAUCAUGAUUGACCCCAGUUCUAGUGAAGAGGAGGGCGAUGACGACCCAGUCGUUAAUGUGCAAACUAAAGGACGAAUGGUCCCGCCAUCUAAAGUAGGCGGCGUCACAACAACAUCGGCUGGUGCCCCAGGUCCUGGCACAAUUUCCAAUAUACCUGUAUCUGGGUCUAAUGGCGACUUCACCGGGAAUCAUAGGAUGUCUACUCGCGGAGACUCUGCGAGCACUGGUGGUAACGCAGCAGUUGGGCUCGUUUCAUCCAAAAAUGAACAGACGAUUACUAGCAGUACUGAUGGUGGUAGUGCAUGUCUUGAGGUUCCCAAUAAUGGCAUACCCAGUGGGCUAACUGGUUCCAGUCCCGGCUCAUAUUCGAUGGGGUCAUAUAAAUGUAAUCCAAGCUAUAAACACCCCAUGAACGGCAAGGGUAGAAUUGUAUUGCAUCAGUCAAGCCCAUCAACAAAUCAGCAUAGGCAGCAAGAAAAUCCUAAUUCUUAUCACCAUCAUCCACACCACCAAUACUAUGAACAUGAACAGCCGAAACAGUCAAAGUAUCAACUUGAAAAGUAUCAAUACCAAUUUGAUUCAUCAAAACCAAGGUUGCACCCAUGUCACGCCGAGCAGAACAAGCUAGCUGCUGCUGUUGGCAGUGUCGACUUGAAAAUGGUGAAAGCUACGUCGCACCUGUGCAGCAGCAGUAGCGGUGCACGAACAGGAGCAUCAUUAGAUGCCCAGUUUCAAAAGGUAAUCCAUUGUAAUAAUCAAACGUUGCUAUUGUCAUCUAGUGGCGUGUCGCAAGAAACAUUGAACCAAAGUAUUGGAUCUUCGAGGGCGAAUUCACUGCCUAGACCUAUAUCCCCAUCGCCCUCCAUUUCCAGUGAAAAGCACGAGGGAGGAGAUCCACAUGAAAAACAUGAAAGGGAGGAAGAAGAGCGGAAACGUCGCAUUCAACUUUACGUGUUUAUUUCAAGGUGUAUUUCGUAUCCAUUCAAUGCUAAGCAGCCCACUGACAUGACAAAGCGGCAGCCAAAGAUAACAAAACAACAGUUGGACGUAAUUACACAACGAUUCCAGGCAUUUUUAAAGGGAGAAACGCAAAUAAUGGCAGACGAAGCCUUUCAAAAUGCUGUACAAAGUUAUCACGAUGUAUUUUUGAAGUCCGAACGUGUCUUAAAAAUGGUUCAAUCUGGUGCAUGCUCUCAACACGAUUUUCGCGAGGUAUUUCGGAAUAAUAUUGAGAAGCGUGUCAGGUCUUUACCAGAAAUUGAUGGCCUUAGUAAGGAAACAGUAUUAACGUCGUGGAUGGCAAAAUUUGACAUUAUACUAAAGGGAAGUGGGGAGGAGGAUUCAAAGCGACCGUCGCGGAUGCAACAGUCACUCAACAGCGAGUUAAUUCUUUCCAAGGAACAAUUGUAUGAUAUGUUUCAGCAAAUAUUAUCAGUUAAAAAAUUUGAACAUCAAAUUUUAUUUAACGCAUUAAUGCUUGAUUCAGCGGAUGAGCAGGCAGCGGCUAUUCGACGCGAAUUGGAUGGGAGAAUGCAGCGUGUUGGUGAAAUGGAGAAAAAUCGUAAACUUAUGCCGAAAUUUGUUCUGAAGGAGAUGGAAUCAUUAUACAUUGAGGAACUAAAGUCAUCGAUUAAUCUAUUAAUGGCAAAUUUAGAAUCGCUGCCAGUUUCCAAGGGCAAUAUGGAUAGUAAAUAUGGAUUGCAGAAGCUAAAGCGAUAUAACCACAGCACGCCGUCUUUUCUAAAAAUGAUAUUGCGUUCCCACGGAUCUCUUUCCAAGUUAGAAGGCGAUUCCGAAGACGGCACAACACAAUUAACAAAGUUGGACGUUGUCCUUACUUUUCAGCUGGAAGUUAUUGUUAUGGAAGUCAAAGGGCUUAAGUCUUUAGCACCAAAUCGAAUUGUCUAUUGCACAAUGGAGGUUGAAAACGGUGAAAAGCUGCAAACAGAUCAGGCCGAAGCUUCUAAGCCAAUGUGGGAUACCCAAGGUGAUUUUACCACCACGCAUCCUUUACCAGUGGUAAAGGUAAAAUUAUAUACCGAAAAUCCGGGAAUGCUUGCGCUUGAGGAUAAAGAAUUAGGAAAAGUCACAAUUAAGCCUACACCACUAUCGUCCAAAUCGCCGGAGUGGCAUCGUAUGAUAGUGCCUAAAAAUCUACCCGAUCAAGAUUUAAGAAUCAAGAUAGGAUGCCGACUCGACAAACCGUUAAAUAUGAAGCAUUGUGGUCAUCUAUAUGCUAUCGGAAAAUCGGUGUGGAAAAAAUGGAAACGACGCUAUUUUGUCCUCGUUCAAGUUUCCCAAUAUACGUUUGCAAUGUGCAGUUACAAGGAGAAAAAAUCCGAGCCGUCUGAGAUGAUGCAACUAGAUGGGUAUACAGUAGACUAUAUUGAGGCGGCAAGCGCUAAUCUUAUGUUUGGCAUUGACCUUAACGGUGGACGGUUUUUUUUCAACGCCGUGCGCGAGGGAGAUAGCAUUUCAUUUGCUUGUGAUGAUGAAAACGAAUGUAGUCUUUGGGUAAUGGCCAUGUACAGAGCAACAGGGCAAUUGCAUAAGCCUACGCCACCCAUCACACAGGACAAAAACUCUGCUAUGUCGAAAAUUCAAGGAGAUGCGGAUAAGGCACGAAAACAUGGCAUGGAGGACUAUAUAAGCGCCGAUCCGUGUACAUUUGACCAUGCUAAUCUUUUUAAAACUUUACAAAAUCUAACUCUUGAAUAUCGCUUGAACGACCCAUAUGCAUCAUUGGGUUGGUUUAGUCCAGGGCAAGUAUUUGUUUUAGACGAGUAUUGCGCUCGCUACGGCGUACGUGGAUGCUAUAGGCAUUUGUGCUAUCUAUCCGACUUAUUGGAUCGUGCUGAAAAGCAGCACAUGAUUGACCCCACAUUAAUACAUUAUUCGUUUGCAUUUUGUGCGAGUCACGUCCAUGGAAAUAGACCUGAUGGUGUAGGAAGCAUCACGCAUGAAGAAAAAGAGAAGUUUGCAGAGAUUAAGGAGCGCCUGCGUCAGCUACUUGAAUUUCAAAUCACGAACUUUAGACAUUGUUUUCCAUUUGGGCGCCCAGAAGGAGCAUUAAAGGCCACAUUGUCCUUGCUGGAGCGAGUUCUUAUGAAGGAUAUUGUAACACCUGUACCACCCGAAGAGGUCCGUCAGAUGAUCAAAAAGAGUCUGGAAACAGCUGCGCUAGUUAACUACACAAGGCUUUCAAAUAAAGCUAAAAUUGAAGAAGACUUACGUGGAGAGAUUAUUGUGCCGCCACCAAAAAAACUUGAGGACUUAAUCCAUUUGUCCGAAUUGUGCGUGGACCUUCUACAACAAAAUGAGGAAUACUAUGGAGAAGCUUUCGCUUGGUUCAGCGACCUGCUAGUUGAACAUGCUGAAAUAUUUUGGUCUCUUUUCGCUGUUGACAUGGAUCGAGUACUCUCAGAGCAAGCACCAGAUACGUGGGACUCAUUUCCUUUAUUCCAAAUUUUGAAUGAUUACUUAAGAGUGGAUGAUAAUUUGCGAAACGGGCGCUUUCAUCAGCACCUCAGAGAUACAUUUGCACCAUUGGUUGUGCGGUAUGUGGAUCUUAUGGAAUCUUCUAUAGCCCAAUCGAUUCAUAAAGGUUUCGAGAAGGAACGCUGGGAAAGCAAAGGGAUAAACGCUGCUUUGAACCCUGCGGCACUUAAUAAUGCAGCCCAGGCGCUCAACACAGCGGCACUCAACCCAUCAGCACUACUCAGCGGCAAGAAAGACCAUAUAAGUUUCUAUGUUCCGAAGCUACCCAGGCGAUCCGCAGUGGCUGUUACAGCAGACGAUAUGAGAAAUGGCUGCGCAACAUCCGAAGAUCUCUUUUGGAAACUUGACGCACUCCAAUCAUUUAUAAGAGACCUUCAUUGGCCAGAUGCGGAGUUUCGACAACACUUGGAGCAGAGACUAAAAAUGAUGGCAGUUGAUAUGAUUGAACAGUGCAUACAACGAACGGAUUCUUCUUUCCAGUCGUGGUUAAAGAAGAAUGUCGCUUUCAUAUCAACCGACUAUAUUAUUCCAUCAGAGAUGUGCGCCAUGGUUAAUGUGAUAUUAGAUGCUAAAAAUCAAAGCUUUAAACUAACUACUAUUGAUGGUAUUGAUCUGUACAAAUUUCACGCAAAAAUCGACGAUCAAAUCGACAAGGCGAAUGUAGCCAUGACACAAGGGCUGAGCGGUAAACUUAUGUCAGUGCUAGAGUCGACUUUGUCAAAAUUGGCCCGCUAUGAUGAGGGCAGCCUAAUUGGUUCGAUUCUCAGCUUUACGAAUGUCUCUAGUUCAGGAAAGGAUCUCGGUCAAGGAUAUGUCAAUUUUUUUCGAAAUAACAUGGAUCAAAUAAGAGGAAAGAUUGGUGACGAUCUAUGGACGCUAAAUUUUUUUGAACAAUGGUAUUCUCAUCAGGUUAAUAUGCUGUCGAACUGGCUUUCAGAACGCAUGGAUCAUGCUCUACAUUAUGCACAAGUUACAUCAAUAUCUCAUAUAAUUAAGAAAAUAUAUUCCGAUUUUGAACUGCAAGGGAUACUCGAGGAUAAGCUAAAUUCUAAAGCAUAUCAAGGAAUCGCGCAACGCAUGGCUACCGAAGAAGCAACAUGCGCUUUAACUAUGCCCGAAGUGAACGAGGGAGAUGAGCACUAUGACGAUCUACGAGAUGGAGACGAGGAAGACGGCGGUGAAGAAGCUAGUUCUAAUGCUUCUCGAAGUUUGCCAAAGCCAAAAAUUGCGGCAGCGCAAGCUGCUGCUGUGACCAACGUAGUAGCUGGGCGCGUUGGUAAUUUAUUGGGAAAGGGCAUAGGUGGACUUAGCUCGAAAUUAGGAAGUGGCAGUUGGUUUUAAAUAAGACGUAUUUUAUUAAAAUCCUUAUAUAAGUUAUUCGUUUGGGUACCAGCAUGCAUGUAACAAAAAUUAGCAACUGAAUACAAACUUUUCCAAAGCAACCUUUAAAAAACUA